Heterocephalus glaber (naked mole-rat) is the source of this 1516-nucleotide messenger RNA. It is a transcript of the gene Sbspon, whose product is annotated as somatomedin B and thrombospondin type 1 domain containing. The record is from RefSeq and is a predicted model, not a curated record. NCBI's taxonomy places the organism in Eukaryota, Metazoa, Chordata, Mammalia, Rodentia, Bathyergidae.
GCUCCGAAGAGCGCGGCGCUCGCCUGGGUCCGUCGCGUUGCCAGCGCCGCCGAGCGCGGGCCAUGUGGCACCUGUGGCUGGCGCUGUGCGCGCUGGCGCGGCUGUGGCCCGGGGUCCUGGCCAGCUGCGCCAAAGCCGGGCGCUGCUGCCCCGGCCGGGACCCCGCCUGCUUCGCCCGCGGCUGGAGGCUGGACCGGGUCUACGGGACGUGCUUCUGCGACCAAGCCUGUCGCCUCACCGGGGACUGCUGCUUCGACUAUGCCAGGGCGUGUCCAGCUCGCCCUUGCUUCGUUGGGGAGUGGAGCGACUGGAGUCCCUGUGCAGACCAGUGCAAGCCAGCGACCCGCGUGCGGAGGCGCUCGGUGCGGCAGGAGCCUCGGAAUGGCGGGGCGCCCUGCCCACCGCUGGAGGAGCGAGCCGGCUGCCUGGAGUACGCGAGGACGCUUGGCCAGGGCUGCGGGGACACCUUCGUCCCUGCCUUUAUAACUACCUCUGCAUUCAACAAGGAAAGAACAAGACAAGCUACAUCUCCACGGUGGUCUAAAAUCACAGAAGAGCCUGGAUACUGUGUGGAGUUCAAGACCAAGUCCCUGACUCCCCACUGUGCUUUGGAAAACCAGCCCCUGACUCGGUGGAUGCAGUAUCUCCGAGAGGGGUACACAGUGUGUGUGGAUUGUCAGCCUCCAGCUAUGAAUGCUGAGAACCUUCGCUGCUCUGGAGAUGGUCUGGACUCUGAUGGAAAUCAAACCCUCCAUUGGCAAGCAAUUGGCAAUCCUCGAUGUCAAGGAACCUGGAAAAAAGUUCGGCGAGUGGACCAGUGUUCUUGUCCAGCUGUUCACAGUUUCAUUUUUAUAUAGGUUGCCAUGUUAAGAUUUCAAAAUGUGUUUAUAAGUGUGCUAAAUAGUGUUGUGUUCAGCAUGUCAUGAGCCUUCAAACACUGUUUGGCUGAGGUUCUGGAACACAUGUCAUUACCACACAUUGAAGUAACUGAGAAAGAAAACGCAGGCCCUAAUUCUCAAGGAAAGCAGUGUCUUUAUUUUUACUAAGAUGAGGACCCACCAUAAAAGCUCCUGUGGUUUUAUGUCCUUGACUUUCCAUCUGGUCACAGAAUAUAUGUCUUGUCUGCACUAGAAUUAUGACCAUGUGGUCCAGUUCACUUUUUGGUGAGGUGUUAUUUAAGGCUUUCUAUGCUUUGACUUGUGUAUUUUUAAAAUCUUAUUCCAUAAUCUCUUAAAAGCUUCUCACUUUAAAAAGUGUAUAUAGGUAUAUACAUAUAUAUAUAUAUAUAUAUAUAUAUUCUCACAUAUGCAUUUCCCAUGUUAGUCCAUAAGUUGUGAAAAAGUUUCAAGUAAAUUAUCAGAAAUAAUUUCCCACAGUACAAGUUGUUUAAAAUUUCUGUUAAAAUUUUGUAAUGAGAAAUCUUGUCAUGCCCAAUGGAUUCAUUGUGCUGGGCUUCCUGGGGCUGUGAUCCUCAUUGUCUUUUCCUGGGAUAUUGUCUAAAAUUUUUUGGAGUGCU